AUGGCGGAUCAGACUGGUAUUAUGAGAAAAGGAUUGGGUGCACUAAUUGCACUUAAAUGGCUUUUCACCUGUAUGUGUUUGAUUAUGGCUUUGCAGAGAGAAAUUUCGAGCAAAGGCUUGGGGGCACUGCUUUCACUUAAAUGGAUUUUCACCAGUGUGCAUUCGAUUAUGCUUUGUCAGAUAGGAAUUUCGAGCAAAGGCUUUGGGGCACUGCUUGCACUUAAAUGGCUUUUCACCAGUGUGCAUUCGAUUAUGCCUUCUCAGAUAGGAAUUUCGAGCAAAGGCUUUGGGGCACUGCUUGCACUUAAAUGGCUUUUCACCAGUGUGCAUUCGAUUAUGCUUUGUCAGAUAGGAAUUUCGAGAAAAGGCUUUGGGGCACUGCUUGCACUUAAAUGGCUUUUCACCUGUGUGUGUUCGGUUGUGGUAGAUCAAAAUGCUACUCUGAGAAAAGGCUUGGGGGCAAAGCUUACACUCGAAUGGCUUUUCACCAGUGUGUGUUCGAGCAUGACUUGUCAGAGAAGAGUGUUGUGUAAAGGUUUUGGGGCACUGCUUGCACUUAAAUGGUUUUUCACCAGUGUGAAUUCGAUUAUGGCUUUGCAGAUAGGAAUUCAGAGCAAAUGCUUUGUGGCACUGCAUGCACUUAAAUGGCUUUUCACCACUGUGCAAAUGAUUAUGGCUUCUAAGGUGGGAAUUCCUAGCAAAGGCUUGAGGGCACCACUUGCACUUGAAUGGCUUUUCACCAGUGUGCAUUCGAUUAUGAUUUCUCAGAGUGGAAUUUUCAGCAAAUGUUUGGGGACACUGCUUGCACUUAAAUGGCUUUUCACUUGUGUGCAUUCGAUUAUGGCUUUGUAG
Ixodes scapularis (black-legged tick) is the source of this 852-nucleotide messenger RNA. RefSeq lists its product as uncharacterized. The transcript has 2 exons. The record is from RefSeq and is a predicted model, not a curated record. NCBI's taxonomy places the organism in Eukaryota, Metazoa, Arthropoda, Arachnida, Ixodida, Ixodidae. Bases 1 to 852 code for a protein of 283 amino acids.